GUGGACCUGUUGGCGAUAGUUUCCAGAGCCGUGGGAGUAAUCUUCAGCCAUUUUACCAUAUAUUCCAUUUUGUCAUUUGGACAUUUCGUCAAAUCAAAUUAAGAAACUAGUCUACAGAGUGUAUAGGGUAAUCGGGAAAUAGCCGCUGGAAUAAGGGAACAUGAGUAGGACUGUGCGAAAGAAGAAUAAAAACAUGAAAGAUCCUGAAGAUGGGGAUAUUGUAGAAAAAUACAGUGAUAACAACGAAGAACUGUCGGACGGAAAAGAACGAUGGUCUUGCCCAGCCUGUUGUAAACAGGGACGAGUUACCCGAAGCGGAUCCACAUGCGGUGCUCGUUCAGAAACCACUGCUCCUUUACAACCAGAUCAGUCUACCCCUACCGACACUCUCACCCUUAUACUUAACCAAUUAUCAACUAUGGCAGUGACAUAA
This is a messenger RNA of Acanthoscelides obtectus, 433 nucleotides long. The record is from the annotation of a GenBank genome assembly. NCBI's taxonomy places the organism in Eukaryota, Metazoa, Arthropoda, Insecta, Coleoptera, Chrysomelidae.